Giardia duodenalis is the source of this 336-nucleotide messenger RNA. Its product is annotated as TM2 domain-containing protein. The transcript has a single exon. The record is from RefSeq and is a predicted model, not a curated record. The coding region runs from base 1 to 336 and encodes 111 amino acids. Lineage: Eukaryota; Fornicata; Diplomonadida; Hexamitidae.
AUGGCUUUGAUUAAGCUUCGGUCGAUGGUAACAACCUAUUUACUCUGGCUGUUCUUGGGCAUCUUUGGGGGGCAUAGAUUUUAUCUCUAUCAGUAUGACAUGGGCCUGCUAUAUCUCUUUACCGCAGGAAUAUUCCUGAUGGGGUGGAUAACCGAUGCGUUCAUUAUCCCCUUUAUGGUCUGGGAAACAAAUACGAUCAUCCGUGCCAUCAAUAGACAGCAAUUACAAUUUGAGAACGAAUACGGAGAAAAUACAAUAGUGCACCCUACUCGCCCACGCUAUCCUCUAGUCACUCAGGUCAAGGCAACCGAAUACGAUGGACCUAAGGUCUUCUAA